CCUUUCCUCUGUCCUUCGUAUACAUCCUCAUCCACUUCCCCCAACUACUUUCCCAGACGAACUUUACUACGUUAUCUCCAAAGCUUCUUCUCUAAGUUUGGGACACGCGUUGGACGAACAAAUAAAAUAAAUGUCCACGCGCUGUUUUUUUUUUUUUUUUUUUUGUGUGUUUAAAGCCGACUCCGCAUACAAAUCUCGACUAAGUUCCGAUCCCAAAGACUCUGCAUUCUGCAACGUAGAUUUGGUGAAUUACCCAGAGAAGAAAAUCAAAAGAUAACAUCAAGUUGGAAUUAGUUACGAGCUGAAGUAAGAUGGAUGGUGGAAGAGACAACAAAGAUGAUAAUGAAAAAGGGCUGUUUUCAAAUCUUGCUGGAUAUGCUGCUGGACACUACCCACAGCAUGGAGCCUACCCCCCACAAGGAUAUGGAUAUCCUCCACAAGCGCAUGGACCACCGGGUUACCCUCCUCAAGGUGGGUACCCUCCCUAUGGUGGGUACCCUCCUUCAGGCGGUUAUCCUCCUCCAGGUGGUUAUCCUCCUCCAGGCGGUUAUCCUCCUCCAGGUGGUUAUCCUCCCCCUGGGGGUUAUCCACCAUCUGCUUAUCCUGCCCCUGGUGGAUAUCCACCAGCCGGAUAUCCAGGUUCAUCAUCUCACCAUUCAGGGCAUGGACCUAAUAUGGGAGGGAUGCUAGCUGGAGGUGCUGCUGCUGCAGCUGUUGCUUACGGGGCUCACCAUCUUGUGCAUAGUGGAGGUCACCAUGGGUAUGGUUAUGGAGGUCACCAAGGGUAUGGUUAUGGAGGUCACCACGGCUAUGGACACGGGAAGUUCAAGCAUGGAAAAUUUAAGCACGGGAAAUUUGGCAAGCGCUUUGGAUUCGGGGGAAAGUUCAGGAAGUGGAAGUGAUCGAGAGUAAUAUUGAAGAUCCAAGUCCUCUGUAUUUGAUGUUGUUGAUAUUUUAACUGGCCUUUUAAUAAUUACUUGAGACUGGAUUCUUUGAAUUUUUUUUUUACCUCUGUAUUUCAUAUGUCAGUUUGCUUCUUUUGGUUCCUAUGAUGUAUAUAUUAUCUCUAUUCUAUAAAUCUUUGUAAUGAGCAACUUGAUGGAUUUUCCAUUUUCUUUUUA
Messenger RNA from Pyrus x bretschneideri (Chinese white pear), 1121 nucleotides. RefSeq names its product glycine-rich protein A3-like. Bases 312 to 902 code for a protein of 196 amino acids. NCBI's taxonomy places the organism in Eukaryota, Viridiplantae, Streptophyta, Magnoliopsida, Rosales, Rosaceae. The transcript is spliced from 3 exons. The record is from RefSeq and is a predicted model, not a curated record.